Molecule: messenger RNA, 549 nt
Organism: Cooperia oncophora
Lineage: Eukaryota; Metazoa; Nematoda; Chromadorea; Rhabditida; Trichostrongylidae
Source: the annotation of a GenBank genome assembly
AUGACAACGUUGGCACUCUUAGUGGAAGGAAGUGCCUGCUCUUGGGGACGAUUGGCUGUUGCUCAUGGAAGCGAAACAAUAAAUGAUGUUAUUCGAGCAUUGAUUUCAUUUGCGAACGCACACCUCUCAAUGUCUGCUUUGAAUCAAUUGCUGUUGUUUGCGUUUGCAAACAAGAUAAAGAAAAGACUGCUGUAUAAUUCGCGACGUGGAGGUGCAGCAGACGCAUCCGCAGCAAUGUUGAAUGCGUUACGUGAUACUCUCCGGGACAGCGCUAAUUCAGACGACGAUAGAGUAGGAAGUCCGUUGGCAGCCGUUCUUUCUCAUGCUAUUUGUCAUUUGAAACGAGCAGACGCUAUGUCGACCACCAAUGGGGAUUCUGCACAAGUUUCUUGCAGUGGGAGAGUAGUUAUUAUUGCUCUGACAGUUGACUUCGGUACAGAACAUGGUAAGCAGUUCUAUCAACUCCAUAGCAUGGAUGAUGAACGUGUUGAACUUAGGUCGCUGAUCGAACGGCUGUUCUCUCUGCUGAAAACCAUGGAAUUGUGUUGA